Molecule: messenger RNA, 1762 nt
Organism: Vanrija pseudolonga
Lineage: Eukaryota; Fungi; Basidiomycota; Tremellomycetes; Trichosporonales; Trichosporonaceae
Product: Lactose permease
Exons: 4
Coding region: 206-1762 (518 amino acids)
Biological process (GO): transmembrane transport; carbohydrate transport
Cellular component (GO): membrane
Molecular function (GO): carbohydrate:proton symporter activity
Source: RefSeq, a predicted model, not a curated record
CUGACUUUUGUGUGACUGAACUCGCGGCGCUGUGCUUGCUCUGUGCUCUGCACUCUGACUCGACGCUGCUGCGAGGACAGCCAGUGCCGAGAAGACGCGCGCGCAGCUGUAUAUAUAACGGGGCACCACUCCCCCCGAGGGGCCACACGCAACGACAACAAGCUCAGCUCGGCUCAGCAGCUAGCGACACUCGACACCCACGACCAUGCCUGCUCCCGGCGCCCCGCCCCCCUCGAGCCUGCCCAUCGCUCACUUGCAGAACAACACGGCCAAGUGGUGGUGGGCCGACCCUGGUCUCCGCAAGCUCGCGCUCGGCAUCGCGUGCGGCUUCGCAGUCACGGUCAACAAUGGCUACGACAUCUCCCUCAUGGGCGGGCUGAUGGCCAACCCGCGCUUCAUGAAGGACAUUGACUCGCCCGGCUCGAACAAGCUCGGCCUGAUCGUCGCCGCCAUCUCCCUCGGCAUGAUCCCCUCGCUGACGUUUGCCCCCGCCCUUGCCGACCGGCUGGGCAGGCGCAUCGCCAUGGCCGUGGGAUAUGUCAUCAUCAUCGUCGCGGUGCUUAUCCAGACGUUUGUCAUUGGUGGCUGGAGGAUGUUUGCCGGCCGCUUCGUCCUCGGCUUUGGCUCGUCGAUCGUGUUCGUCUCCUCCUCGCCAUAUGUCGCCGAGAUCGCCCACCCCCGGAACCGCUCCGAGACGGCCGCGUUGAUCAACUGCAACUUCUACGUUGGGUCCAUCAUCUCGGCGUGGGUCACGUUCGGCGCGCUUAACAUCAAGAGUAACUGGUCCUGGCGCCUGUGUACCCUCCUGCAGUUGCUCCCUCCCAUUUUCGUCCUCUGCCUCCUGCCGUUUGCACCCGACUCGCCGCGCUGGCUCGUGGGCAAGGGCCGCGUCGACGAGGCACACCGUAUGCUCGCAAAGUACCAUGCCAACGGGGACAUGGACGACGAGCUCGUCCUCUACGAGCUCGAGGAGAUCAAGGAGGCCAUCGCGUCUGAGAAGUUGCACCAGGCAAACUCAAAGUACUCUGCCUUCCUCAAGACGAGGGGCAACCGCCACCGUCUCUUCAUCAUCGUUAUGGUCGGCUUCCUCUCCCAGUGGGUCGGGAACGGCAUCAUCUCAUACUAUCUCGUCGACAUCCUCAAGUCUGUCGGCAUCACGUCGCCGACCCAGCAGACGGGCUACAACGGCGGCCUGCAGAUCUUCAACCUUUUCGCGGCCGUCUUUGGCUCCAUGAUGGUCGAGCGCGCCGGCCGCCGCAAGAUGUGGCUCAUCAGCGCGUGCGGCAUGCUCGUGUCGUACAUUAUCAUUACGGGCUGCUCGGCCGCCUACACGGAGAAGGGGAACAAGGGCGCCGGGUACGCUGUUUUGACCUUCUUAUUUGUCUACUUUGGCUUCUACGACAUUGCUUUCACCGGUCUCGCGAUUGCGUACCCAAUCGAGGUCCUCACCUUCUCUCUCCGCACAAAGGGUCUCGCCAUCUCCUUGUUCUCCGUCUCGUGUGCCCUCUUCUUCAACAUGUAUGUCAACCCCAUCGCCCUCGAGCACCUCGCGUGGCGUUACUACUUUGUCUACAUCGCAAUCCUCAUCCUCGCCAUCGUCGUCAUCUACUUCGGCUUCCCCGAGACCAAGGGCCGCCUGCUCGAGGAGGUCGCCGAGAUCUUUGACGGCCCCCAGGCGCACGUCUCGGGCGACCGCCACAACGAUGACCAGCCCAAGGAUUACAAAGAAGGCUCAGAGCACGUCGAGGACUCCAAAGUUUGA